Molecule: messenger RNA, 8994 nt
Organism: Symbiodinium sp. CCMP2592
Lineage: Eukaryota; Dinophyceae; Suessiales; Symbiodiniaceae
Source: the annotation of a GenBank genome assembly
AUGCGCCAGGCUGCGCUCGGCAGCAUUGUCCUUCAGAACGAUGACAUCGGCCCUGUAGAAGAAGGUGAUGCCGCAGGUGUUGACACAGAUUCCGAAGUCGGGCGCACAAUCAUGACUUGUCGAGUCUUUGUGCCCCACUUCCAUGUAAGGACCGUCGAGUUCGACCUACCCCUACCCUGCCCAUACCAGGUCCUCUUAGACACGGCCAAGAGAGCUUUGCGUCUUCCGGACAACGGUUUCAGCCAAGCUGUUGUUGCAACAGUACCGCAACUGUCACCGGACCACGGCACCCUAGUACUGGUACCAGAUUGGGUUGCUAGCUCUGGGCUAGAGGUAGUGGUUUUUGAUUUCGAGCCGCUGAACGGUCCAGCAUAUGCCGCCUACGUUGACCAAUCACUCAGCCACUGGGACUGUGUGCGGGAGGCCCGACACCAAGGCCUCGAGGAUUGGGACGUAUUCGCCUUCGGGGGGUCUAGACCCUUAGCCAGCGGCGACACAUGCCUCGCUGUUCCGGGUGGCGUGCUCCAGUUUCGUCCGAAGGGUCAGUCCCCGUGGUGUCACGGCACGCUCGCUGCCCGCCUUGAUCGCCCGCAGUGGUGGUUUGCAGAGCCCCGCUUGCCUUCCGCGCCUGUCGAGCGACCGCUCUUCAUAUCCUAUGGCGACCAGCAUCUACUGUUUUCAGGUCGCAGGUACCCCGGGGUUGAUGUGCGGACCUUCCUUGCUGAUCUUGUGGAUCGCGCCCCAGGCAAUGUACUCCUAGGUGCUGCCACCGGUCCAGCCCUAAGCGAUAUAGGAUUCCAUGGCCAUCAGUGCAGGGAUGCAAUGGCGGUUGUUCCGCUUACGCCGACACCGGAGCGCACAGGUGCGUCAGAAGACAGCGAUUCUGAUACCGACGAAAUCAGUACCGCCGACGCGGCUAAAGUUUGGGAUGCUUCUGAUCGGUUCCAUGAUUGGCGGAUGCUUCGCUCUUGUCUUGCGGUAUGCUUGAUGGCCAUCGUGGUGGGCGUCCUGUGCUUCUGUCUUACACGACGGCAGUCUGCGAAGGCCUCCACAGCUGGUGGUUCCCCUCAUACCACCUUCAAGCCUCUGCCCUGCCGCGCCACACAGCCCAGAAUCCCUAUCUGCCGCAUGCGCUUGCUAACGGAGCCCGGUGGUUCAUGUCCCGCCAGCCGCUCUAUUAUCCGGAGGCUGCGUCAAGUCACAUUGGACUUUGGAGGAACGUGGCCCUAUAUCACAGAUCCAACUGCAGAUCCCUCCGUGCCUUCAGGAGCUUGGUCGGAUGGCGAAGACAGUACUCCCACAGAGGAAUGGUUGUGGGUUUGCUUCACGAUCCUAAUGCCAGGGUUUGCCCCGGAGACCCGCAUGGUCCAGCUGAGCUUCCCAGCUACGCUUGAAGAGGCGUUAGUUACUGCCCAACAGGCAAGGCAGGCCGACAUUGCCGGACAGUUUCCGCACCUCAUUGAGGCCUCCCCACAACCUGUCCCAGGACAUGGCAUCCUUUUGGGAAGCCCCAACUGGGCAGCCUCGUCUAUGCUAGUAUGUUUCGAUUUGUCGUCCAUUCGAGGCAGCAUUUUUGCAGAAAGGGUGCCACCAUACUGUGAUAGAUAUGCUCUCCUGCGAGCCGCCUCCCUGCCAGACGAUGCCCCCUACUCCGUUUUUGUCGGCUUCUAUGAAGAACCCCUUGAAGACGGGGUGGACAUACACAUGUUUCCAGGCGAGACCGUCUGCUUCAGGUGGCCAGGCCUUCGCCACGAGCAUACCAUUUCCAUGACACAAAUGCUGCAGGACCCUGCCCCAUGGCGUGGCACUCCUCCUUUUCCAGCGCAGGAGCCUGCAGGGGUCUACUGCCUAGUCAGUGAGUACGGAGAGAGUCUGCUCCAGGCUGCUCAUAUGGACCCUUUUCGCUACAGGCGGGCCAUAGCCCAAACUGCCCGGCUAAGUUUGGAUAGUUUGGCCACCUUUCCGGCACGGCCCAGAUCCAGUAACACCGCCAUUGCUGGAACCACCUGCCGCACAGUGAUCGCAGUUGCGGAGAGACCGGACGGCCCUGGCAUCUUGCACUCCUUGACUGCCGUGUCCUGCUCACAGGUUGGUCGGGCCUCCGCCUGGGAUCUGCUUGAGGCCCUCAGACAUGCCAUACCGGCUGGUUGGCUGCCAUAUUUUGAUCUCGAGCCGGAUGCUCAUGGCUUCCUAUCUCUUGAGCCUGGACAGGUGAUUCGUGUGCACACCCAUCCAGACAGGCCAGCUCCUCUGCGACCUGUUGCAGCAAGACUCACACAAGCAGUAUACGAAGCCAGGGACAUCCCGAUCACAGGCAAUCAGGUCCCUUUUGUCGUCUAUACUCCAGAGACCAUUGCCGAGUUCGUUGAAGUCUCUCUCAUACCGGGCUGCGGCACCAGGGAUGCUCUAGCCUGUCUCAAUGCGAAGCGAGGGCCGGAGGCAUACUCUUUCUUCCCAGGACUUGUUGAGGUCUUUCCACAACCAGACCCAACGUAUUGUACAGUGUUGGCUGUCACACGUUGGCAACCACCAGGGAUCUUUGUGAUGUUUGACUGUCGUCAUUGGGAUGACAGAGCCUUCGCAGCCGUUGUGCCGAGCAAGGUCAACCGACGCUCACUCUUGGCUAUUGCUCAGAUAGAUGUCGAUGCCAAUGCCUGGGUCUAUGUGCGGGACUCACCCUGGCCGCUUGCCGUGGAUUUUGCUGUUACUCUUGCACAUGGUGAUCUUAUCAGCAUCGCCAGGCCUGACCACCCCACGCUUAUUGCUUCAACUCUGCAUGAUCUCCUGCAGCAAGAUACGGAGUGGCCAGCCGGUCUCCCUCCGGGACAUUACGACGGCAGACUCUGGGUCUUGUGCGACCCAGAGCCCUUCCCUCUGCUCGCCCCAGCCCUCACCGAAGACGGUCUUAGGCAGCAAAUCGCGCAAGAGCUUGAGGUGCCGGCCAACUCACUGGUGCUCCAAAACCCCGAGCCCACGGUUUGGGAUCAUGUCAAUGUUGGUCGAGCUUCCAGAGAUGUGCUCCGCACAUGUCCACGACGGAUCGAUGCCACUACGGCGCAAUGCCAGACAAUUGACUCCGCUGCCCUCUUUGCAGCAGCGUGCCAAUACGGGCGGCAGCUUGCCAGGCCUCUCCCCACCCCGUGCCGUUCCCCUCGUGUCGCCGACGUGGGUCUUGGUACCAUAGGGCCAACCCUUUUGGAGGAAAGUGUGCGACAGCCCGGCAAUCAUGCCCUCUUUGAUGCAGCUACUUUGCUCGAUGUUCUGGAAGAACAUUUCCACUCGAGCACGCGUCAGGCUGCUCGGGUACAACAUCCUACCGAUCCAGCCAAGGACAUUGCCAGUUCCGAUGGCCUCGGGACAUGCAGCGAGGACCUCCCUCCCUCCCGGGCCGAAGCCCUCCGCCUGCACGCUCUCCUGCCAGUCACUUCUUACCAGGCCGAUGUGUUACGGCUACAGGAGCUACUGCCUCAGGCUGCUUCGCCCGGACAGUCUGACUGGCUUGAUGCCGACAUCAGCUUUCUGUUGAGCGAUCCCAAGGUUCCUGCCCAUAAAAGGGACCUGUUUGCUAAGAUUCGCACCUGGCAUCAGGUCCCCAAGUCUUAUCUUCCUGAAAGGAUACUCGUGUACUCUGAUGGCUCUACGGUCAUGGACCAACACAGAGCUCACGACUGUGCACCAGGGGCUUGGGCGAUCUCCGCAUGGAUCCAGAGUGCAGGCGAACUCUUCUUGCUCGGGCAGACGAGCGGCACUACCAGGCCUCCAGAAGACCCCUUCCACAUUGGCGAGCUCGGGGACAGUGCUCUUGUUUGUGAGUUAUUAGGUGUGUCUUGGGGUUUGGUUUGGGCACUUGAGUACGCGCCUGCAUGGGGCAUACCUGCACACAUGAUGUAUGACUGUUUAGCCGCCGGACAAGGCACUUUCGCCGAGGUCCGUGUUGCCGGACAGCUCCCCCCCAAUGGGGGAGGCCUUGCCGCCUUUGCGACAUACCUCCGUCAAUUAGCCUCGCAGAGGUUGCCCCUGGGACAUGGCUAUGUGCCGGGGCAUGCGGGAGAUGUCGCGAACGAGCUCUGCGACGAGUUAGCCAAACAUUGCCGCAGACAUCUGCCAACGGCCGACCAGAUUAUGUUACCCUCUUGGCCGGCGCAAGUUUACCAACAUCCCCUCAAGGCGUGGAUGUGGCUCGCAGGUUCUAAUCUUUCUGAUCUUCCCACCCUGUUUGCUUUGGAAGCAGAAGCCUGGCGCCUGCAAAGAGCCCCACUGCUCCCAUCUACAGACCCGUCGAUGGGAUUUGUACCCAGUGUUCAGUCCGGCAACCCCGUUGGUAUAGGGGGGGUCUUGAUGACAUUUAAUGUUCUGUCCAUGUAUGACCCCAAGAGUCAGGCACAGCCAGGACAAGGCCCCGGUAUGCGUGUCACUGCCAAACGUGACCUUCUUAAGCACCAGCUGACACGCCUCGGUGUCUUACUGUUCGGCAUACAGGAGACCAGGAUCUCUAGGACUGAAGUUCUGCCAGACCGGGACUUCAUCAUGUAUCACGCCGCUGCGGAUGCCAACGGACACCAUGGUGUGGCCCUGUGGAUUUCACGACAUGUCUCCUAUGGCAGCUCGGAUAACAAGCCGCUAUGCAUCCGUCCGGAACACGUCACCGUGACCGGUUUUUCUUCCAGACAUCUCACCGUGCAGAUAUCGGCUCCCUUCAUCACGUGGACAGUGCUAGUGGCGCACGCGCCCUCAGAGCCUCCCGCCGCACCUGGUUCUUCUGACAGUUUUUGGGCCCGGUGCAGGCACGACUUGUCAAGGCGCCCUAAAGGCUCGGAUGUGAUAGUCCUAGCGGAUGCGAAUGCUUGGCUGGGCAACAACCCUUCCAGUGCUGUCUCCUCCUUGGAUGCCGAAGUCGAGAAUACGGCCGGGCAGAGCUUCCACCAAUUCGUGUCGGAUCAAGAGCUCUGGCUGCCAUCAACUUUUGCCCAAUGCCACAGCGGCCCGUCCGCCACCUGGACGGCCCCUUCCGGCCACCAGCACCGCCUGGAUUACAUAGCUGUCCCACAAACCUGGUCUCCGGAUGCCCUAUGCUCGUGGGUGCAAGCCGAUUUCGAAGCUCUGCAAUUACACCCUGACCACACUCCUGCAGUACUCCGUUUUCAGUACGAACAGUCCCCCAAGACCAUACACCGGGGCCCUGGGGUAUAUGCCAGACGUGCCAUCCGCCCGACCCUUCCGGCAACACCUGCAUAUCUGACAGCCGUGCAGCAUCUGGUUUGCAGCGCUGCGACCACAUGGGAUUGUCCCAUUGAUGGCCAUUACCAAGCACUUAUCAAGGGCUGGGGUCAGGCUGCUGUUCACCUUCAGGCACCGGUUCGCGCCCGUCCGGUUCAGGCUUACAUACAGCCCGACACGCUCGAACUUGUCGGUCAGCGGAAAGGUCUGCGGGAAUACCUGUGGUGGCAGAAAAGCGGGUACCGCCGUAGACUGCUCCUGCUUGGCUUUGCAGCCCUUUUGCACUCCAGACUAGGCACCUCUUUCUCACCACCAGCGGUUUCGCGAUUUCGCGGGUGGAUGCACGAGGUGCGCUGCAAUAUCGCACAAUUGUCGGACCGUAUUCAUGGCAUCGGUCUAGAACUGCGCGCUGCGGUACGCCGUGACCGUGCAGCCUAUCUUGCUAGCUUAGUCCAGGAAGUCACCCUCGCCGACCUUCGGAACCCUAAGCAUCUGUUUCGUGCUGUCAAGAAGGCCUUUCCGGCUGCAGCCUCCAAGCGUCGUCAGGCGUUUCAGCCCCUCCCCGCUGUUGAAGGACAGGAUGGAAGUCUUGCAAUAGACUCCGCACAGCGAAGGGAGUUAUGGCGGGCACAUUUCGCAGCCCUCGAAGACGGGGAAAAGCUUGAGCCCGGACAGUACCCCAGCGUAUUGUCCAGUCAGAAAGCGGCUAACAGCCUUCGGCGCCCUGAGUUUGACAUCCGAGUCGUCCCCUCCCUGACUCAAGUUGAGAACCUAAUCCUCGGCCUGAAGAGGGGCAAGGCUUGUGGGCAGGAUGGGGUGACGGGGGAACUGCUCCGCGCCGCCCCGGCGCAGGCGGCCCGAGCCCUCUUUCCCAUUUUUACUAAGAGUGUGAUGGGGGUCCAAGAGCCCAUUGAAUUUCGCGGAGGCACCCUCAUGCCGCUUGCGAAGAAAGCCUCCGCAGCAUUCAGCUGUAGCAAGUUCCGCGCCAUACUCCUAUCGUGUGUUCCCAGCAAGAUUCUGCACCGACAUUUGCGUGAGUGCUUGAGCGCUCACAUCGAGCCGUGUGCCCUGCAGGCCGGGGUUCUCCCUGGAGCUAGCACGGAGUCCAUUGCCUUGGCAGCCAGGGCCUUUCAGGCCUGGGCACAACAUAGCGGCCUCACCUGGGCCCUUUUGUUUUUCGAUGUACGCUCGGCAUUUUAUUGCAUUAUCAGGCAGCUCCUCUUGCCAGUAGGGGACAGCGACAGAGCCCUUCAAGCUCUUUUCCAUCGCCUGCACAUCCCUCCCACCGCAUUGCAUGAGUUGAGAGAUCAUCUUGCCAGUCUUGCCACGAUUCCGGCCACCGACUGCAGUGCCCACUUGCAGAAGGUUGCGGUUGACACCCUCCAGGGCACGUGGUUUAGAUUAGACCAAGAUAGUGUUAUCACUCUCACCCAUUGUGGAACGAGGCCAGGUGAUGGCCUGGCCGAUUUACUUUUCGGCUUUGCCUUUAGCGCCUAUCUGCGCUCUUCCGACCAGGCCUUGCAACAAGCCGGCCUAGCCACCCCUACCCCGCCCAGAGAUCCCCUGGAAGCCUGGGACACGUCCGAUGCCCCCCACUACCUGGGCUGUGGCUCCUGGGCGGACGACUAUGUGCACAUGCACGCACAGCGGGGGAGUCAGGAUCUCGGGCUCCGUGUUCAGCAGAUAGUCUCCAUUUAUGUCGGCCGAGCCGACUCCAUCGGCAUGAGCCUGACAUUUGCGGCCGACAAGACUGCUGCACUCCUCCAAUCUCAGGCCGCCAGUCGUGACUCCUCUUGGACAGGGCAACAGGAUGACUCCGGGCCAUAUCUACCCAUAGUCAGCCCAGUCAGCGGGCAGGACUACCGCCUUCCAAUAGUUGAUGUGUACUGCCACCUCGGGGGCAUUGUCACAGCCACUUUGACACCGAGCCCGGAGAUCGGUCUCAGAUACUCCCUAGCGGCGAACACGGUCCGCACCUUACGGCGCAAGUUGUUUGGGUCGCAUCAUGUCCCAAUUGCGACACGUAGGGCACUGCUUCGCUCGCUAGUUCUGUCCAAGUUCGUAUUUGGGAGUGCAAUGCUCAGGUUUGGUUCGGCACUGCACUACCGCACCUGGUGCCGCCAUUAUAUCACAUUGUGGCGAGCCCUCCUUCCGUACAGGUCUGGUGACAAGACGCCACAUGCUUAUACGGUUCUGCAGACAGCCGUUGCCCCCACACCCCCUUUAGCGCUUGCCUUGGCCCGCGCUGUUCUGCUGAGGCAGCUAGUUACCAAGGGGCCAGGAGCUCUGCGCAGGCUCCUUUGGGCACAAUGGCAGGCCGACCCCAAGCAUGCUUGGUUAGCACUUGUUGUCAAAGACCUUCACCAUGUCGCACAGUAUACCCCGGCAGUGCGCGUCGUACUUGACGCCCGGUGCCCCCUACACGCACUGAUAGAGACCGCAGCUGACGAGCCUCUGUGGUGGACCAAACAGGUCAAAAAGGCCGCGCAACUAUGUGCCAGUGACCUGCAGCAUUGGGACCACUCUGCGUACGCGAAUCUCGCCUGCCCUGGGGAAGCCGACGCCCCACCUCAGUCACAGUUAGACCACCCAUCGCCGCCUACCUUCACCUGCGAACACUGUGGCGCAGCCUUCUACCUGCGCAAGCACCUCUCGGUCCACCUUGCCAGACGCCACGGCGUGAUUGCCAUAACACGCCAGCUGGCACCGACUUCGGGAUGCUUGGCGUGUAUGAAACAGUUCGGCAAUGUUGAGCGGGUUCAAUAUCACCUCAAAAGCUCGCCGAACUGUUUGCGUCGGGUUGCCAUGCUGAUAAGGCCCCUAACGUUAGAGGAGGUGCAAAUAACGGAGAAGGGUUUUAAGGACCAGGCUCGCAAGGUAGUCAAGGGUAAAUGGGAGCUCUACACAGCCCCCAAGACCGUGUCCGUUGCAGCCGGACCACCUCUGCUAACGGCCCAGGAAAGGGUAGAGGCGGAGGGUGAAGACAUGCUGCUUUCGAUCCUUUCUCGCUUGCAUCAUCCCUGCCCAACCUUCCUCCAAAGAGUGGAGGAGUACAUCUCCGGUCGCUCCGUUGAAGGCCCGCGCAACAGUGCCGCAGGCUUCUGGGACUCAGGCGACGCUCUGGCCGUGGCUGCGGCUGUCGGACAGAAGGCAAAGAGCCGGCAGGUUCAGAAGACCACGGACAAGGCCUGCUGGGUGCAGACCGAAAAAGAAGCCGGCGAGAUCACUUGCUGCGCGAUUCUCUGUCAUCGCGGCGAGGCCCUUGACAAAGCAUCAGCGCAGCAGCAGGCCAAGAAGCAGCGCGUUGGCGCAGAUGUGAAGCCAACAGUCUCGUUAGACGAUGCCGCACAGAAAGCAGCCGACCGCCGCUGGGAGGUAAAAGACUGGAGUGACACUUCCGCCAUUGGUCCCUCUGAGCGCACCGGCAAAGCACCCGAGCUCAUGAAGGAGGAAGGAAAGGUCUUCGACAUCAACGAGCUGGAUGGAACGGCUCAGUGGCGCAUGAAGAACUACGGUACUGCGCAUUUCCGAGGUGGUGAGAACUACAUGAGCAAGGAAGAGAAGAAAGGUGUGAAGGGCAAGAAAGGCAAAGGAAAGGGCAAGAAGGGCAAGGGCAAAGGCAAAGGAAAAGGAAAAGGCAAGAAGCGGAAGAAAGGUGAGGAUGACGAAGACGACGGAGACGAGGGAGAGUAUGAGGAGGGCGACGAAGGGGAGUGGGAAGAGGAGGGCGACAUCACUGGAGACGAGAAAGAUGAUGGCGAACCGGGUGCUGGCUGA